AUGCCUCCUCGUGGCUCGAAGACGACAGGCGAACUUAUCAUUGUUCAUCAGCAAAGCCGGGAGAGUCGAACGCGAGCUCGGGCGCACUUGGCGCAUAACGGGAUCAGGAAGAGGAUCGAAAAGCAGCGUGAAAAGGACAAUGACAGUCUAUCACCCCCCGGCUCGAAGGCCGUAGUUGCUCCUCCCAUUUCAGCUCCGGUCGCAUUGUCGGGCUUUUCUAUGGUGGAGUAUUUAAUCUCCACUAACAUCUUCCCGGAUCUUAGUAGCACAUGGGGUGUGAGCCCAGCUGUCUGUCCCGGUCCUGCAAAUCUAUCGCAUACCCUCUCGCGGGCUUCUGAUGUACUGGAAUGUAUUUUCCGUGCUAGCUUGGCAUUUCAUUGGCUUGAUCUCAAUUUGUGGGCGACCCCUGAGAAGAAGAGGAACAUGAAGGUCGCCGCCCUGACGUAUCGAGGGCAAGCUCUAGCAUUGGCGCAGAAGGAGUUGCUUCGCUGCUAUACAUCAGGCUCCACGAACUGUGACACUAUACAACAGCCAGUUCACCCGGCAAAUCGGGAGAUCUGCUUCGGUAUUGUGCUCCGAAUGCUUCAACUCGACUACCGAUUUGCGCGAUGCGACGUCCAGGCUCAUUUUGUGGCAUGCCGACAACUGCUCAGGGCCAGCCCAUAUAAUAACCUCACGGCGGAUCAACGAUCAGUUGAAGCUCUGGCAACUACCAUUCGUAAUCCUCAUCUACAUCACCUUAUGAUCACCUUUGAAUGCAUCAAUUGUACCCCCAACAGUGUGAUCUGGGAUGAUGCGGACUUAGACUUUCUUACGAGGCAUCUGUGUCAACUUGUCAGCCGCCUCAGGGCGUGUGAUGUAGCAUCUACGAAGGACCAAACCUUGUGUGAAACUAUCCCUCUAACACCGGCAAGGGUUUCCCCGUCCACUAUCUUAUGGCGAUGCCUCACAAAGAGACCCACAUCAAUCCCGUCGAACAUCUACCGUGACGUCUGUGAAUCUAGCGCACAGAUUGCGGCAUUACUGCUCAUCUGCUCAUUAUUCCUCGACUAUGAAGAUGGCUCUGAAGGCACUAAUACUUCGAUUCCCUACCAGUGCGUUGAGGAGCUAGAGAAUGCGCUUUAUGCUCUCGGAGAGGAAAACGCUGUAUCUAGUGCCCUCAAUACGGCCUGGCUGUUGGCUGGUGGACUCGGAUUGCCGCUGACCAAACGGCGCGCUCGUUUGUGGUCCGUAUCCGGGAUGCUAUAUGCUCUGAAACGAUCUACGAGUCUGGAUCUGACCGUUACCACCUUGGACGAUGCGGUGAAUGCCCAGUAUGUCAAGCAAGUUUGCUUGGAAUUCUUGGGUAGCCCUUGGAGACGGUCCUGA
Molecule: messenger RNA, 1368 nt
Organism: Aspergillus caelatus
Lineage: Eukaryota; Fungi; Ascomycota; Eurotiomycetes; Eurotiales; Aspergillaceae
Exons: 1
Coding region: 1-1368 (455 amino acids)
Source: RefSeq, a predicted model, not a curated record